Haliotis rubra (blacklip abalone) is the source of this 711-nucleotide messenger RNA. RefSeq lists its product as uncharacterized. Gene Ontology annotation, cellular component: membrane; extracellular region. The transcript has a single exon. Lineage: Eukaryota; Metazoa; Mollusca; Gastropoda; Lepetellida; Haliotidae. The record is from RefSeq and is a predicted model, not a curated record. Gene Ontology annotation, biological process: lipid transport; lipoprotein metabolic process. Gene Ontology annotation, molecular function: lipid binding. Bases 1 to 711 code for a protein of 236 amino acids.
AUGUCGGUCGCAGAUACCAAGCUGGACGAGCUGUCAGAAGCGACUACUGACUGCGUCGCCCGCCACGACCACGUUGUGCAGCAGUUGUUGGAACUGGCAGAUGAGCUGGACAAGGAAGAAAGGGAGGUUGACAUCGCCAAGAUUGGCUUUGCCAGCACUGGAGCUGUGGGAGGAGGACUGGCGUUACUUGGGUUCGGUCUGUCCUUUGUUACCUUUGGGGCUUCCCUCAUCCUGACAGCUGUAGGGUCGGGUAUAUCCGCCGUCAGCGGGGUUGGAGGACUGGCGACAACGAUCACAGAGAAGAUCAUGAAAAACCAAAAGUUGAAGGAGGCCAAGGCAGCUGUUCAGGCCUAUUCAGAUUCAAUCAAAUCGUUUUCGCAUGUUUUGGAAUCGUUUUGUAAACUGCUACCUGAUGAGGACCAGGAGAAGGUGUGGAAAUCAUUGAAGGAUAACACUGAAAUGGAAAUGACAAUAAGUAGUGUUAUUUCAGACGGUCGCAAACUUGUAGACACCAUAGCCAGCAUCAAGAAGUUGAUGACAGCGGCUAACAAUGUCAAGGACGUAGUGGAGGGACUGCAAGGGGAGGGAACCGCUGCAGCAAAGGUCGUAGAUGUAGGGGAAAAUCUAGCCAAAGAAGGCGACGAAGCUUUUCAAGCUCUGAGUACUGGGGCUAAAGCUGUGCAAAUAGGAGGCGUUGUCUUGUCCGGGUAG